CAAGACUGCUGUCCCUGCUGUCUGCACAUCGCGCACUCUUCUCGUACCAAAUCCAUCUUCUUCUUUGAGAUUCCUUUGUGAUUAUUUUCUUUUGGCGUUUUCCUAAAAUCACAAAAUGGCUGAUUCAUUGACCGAAGAACAAGUUUCUGAGUACAAGGAGGCCUUCUCUCUGUUUGACAAAGAUGGCGAUGGUCAGAUCACCACCAAGGAACUCGGAACCGUAAUGCGUUCCCUCGGCCAAAACCCUUCCGAAUCUGAAUUACAGGAUAUGAUCAACGAGGUUGACGCCGAUAACAAUGGAACCAUCGAUUUCCCGGAGUUCCUUACCAUGAUGGCACGGAAAAUGAAGGAUACCGAUUCCGAAGAAGAGAUUCGGGAGGCGUUCAAGGUCUUUGACCGGGAUAACAACGGCUUCAUCUCCGCCGCAGAGUUGCGCCACGUAAUGACCUCCAUCGGCGAGAAGUUGACCGAUGACGAAGUGGAUGAGAUGAUCCGUGAGGCCGACCAGGAUGGUGAUGGAAGAAUCGACUAUAACGAAUUCGUCCAACUUAUGAUGCAGAAAUAAAACGAAAAGGAAAACCAACCAGUGUUCUUCCCUGAUUUUCCAAACCAGUUCAAGGCUUCCAUCUGGAAAAGUGAUUGCACGUCCCGUGCCGAUUUCUUCCCACCCCUUAUUCCCCCAUUUCAUGAUUGCUAGUUAAACCUGUAGUAACCCAUAGUUACUUCUGUUGGAGCGCCGGUGGCAUCCGCAUCUCCCAGUGGUUCUUGCAGGAAAGUUGAAACGCUCAAGGUGUUCUCGUGCCGGAUCUUGUUCUUCCAUCCAAACAGAAAUUUGAUAAAGCAUGGCGACGUUAUCUUACUCUACCAGAAUCAUAUUUUGUGGAUAUGAGAGGUCUUUUGUUAUACUUGUU
This is a messenger RNA of Coccidioides posadasii C735 delta SOWgp, 911 nucleotides long. It is a transcript of the gene CAM1, whose product is annotated as translation elongation factor EF1B gamma. The record is from RefSeq and is a predicted model, not a curated record. Gene Ontology annotation, biological process: spindle pole body organization. Gene Ontology annotation, molecular function: enzyme regulator activity; calcium ion binding. Gene Ontology annotation, cellular component: central plaque of spindle pole body. Lineage: Eukaryota; Fungi; Ascomycota; Eurotiomycetes; Onygenales; Onygenaceae.